This is a messenger RNA of Rubroshorea leprosula, 1605 nucleotides long. The record is from the annotation of a GenBank genome assembly. Lineage: Eukaryota; Viridiplantae; Streptophyta; Magnoliopsida; Malvales; Dipterocarpaceae.
UCUCUAAAUUCAUAAUUUCUGUUCUCUCUAAUACCCAAUGGAGCUCUUUGUGACAAUAUUUUUGCUGUUUCUUUACUGCAUCAUCUUCUAUCUAUGCAAGAUGGCUUUCCAAAUGAGAAACCAGUGCUGCUACAUGUUGGGCUAUGUAUGUUACAAAGCUGCAGAGGAGACAAAGCUUGACACUGGUACUUCAGGGGAAAUUGUCUUGCGAAACAAGAAUCUCGGUCUUGAAGAAUACAGGUUUCUCUUGAGAACCAUUGUCAGCUCAGGGAUUGGUGAAGAAACUUAUGGCCCAAGAAAUGUCAUUGCAGGCAGAGAAGAGUCUCCAACCCUAAAAGAUGCACUUUCGGAGGUUGAUGAUGUAAUCUUUGAUACACUUGACAAGCUCUUUGCUAAAGCAGGUGUUUCUCCAUCAGAGAUAGAUAUACUCGUUAUCAAUGUGUCAAUGAUCUCUUCAGCACCCUCUCUAUUGGCUCGAGUGAUAAACCGUUACAAGAUGAGGGAUGAUAUCAAGGCCUUCAACCUCUCUGGAAUGGGCUGCAGUGCAAGCAUUAUAGCUGUUGAUCUUGUCCAAAACUUGUUCAAGACACAUGCUAAUGUGUUUGCCAUUGUAGUGAGUUCAGAGUCCAUAGGUCCCAAUUGGUAUUGCGGCAAAGAAAGAUCUAUGAUGCUCACCAACUGCCUUUUCCGCAUAGGAGGGUGUUCCAUGCUCUUGACAAACAAGAGAUCGCUAAGGCAUCGUUCCAUCCUGAUGUUAAAAGGUUUAGUACGGGUCCAUAUAGGCUCAUUUGAUGAAGCAUAUGGAUGCUGCAUGCAAGUUGACGAUGAACAGGGGUACCGGGGUGUUUUCCUUACCAAAGGCCUGCCAAAGGCUGCUGCUAAAGCCUUGGCCAUGAACCUCCGAAUUCUAGCACCCAAAAUGUUACCAUUAAAGGAACUUCUUCGUCAUGCAAUACUCUCUUACUGGAGAAAUAAAUGCAAAACUGCAGCUCCUGAAGCAGCCAAAGCAGGUUUAAACCUUAAGACUGGGAUUGAACACUUCUGUAUUCAUCCAGGUGGAAGGGCAGUCAUUGAUGCAAUGGGCAAGAACUUCAAUCUCAAUGAAUAUGAUCUUGAACCAACCAAAAUGACACUCCACCGGUUUGGGAAUACCUCAGCUGCUGGCCUCUGGUACGUGUUAGGUUACAUGGAAGCUAAGAAGAGGCUUAGGAAGGGUCAUAGAAUCCUAAUGAUCAGUCUUGGAGGAGGUUUCAAGUGCAACAACUGUGUGUGGGAGGUACUGAGGGACUUGGACGAUUACAAUGUGUGGAAAGACAGCAUAGAUCGUUACCCUGUAAAAUCCCUUGUUAACCCCUUCAUGGAGAAGUACAGUUGGGUCAAUCAACCAGUGAAUCAAGAGGCAUAAUCGGGAAUCAGGGUUCUUGGACUUUCAGUCAACAGUCCAAUCGCAAGCCCUUAGGUAAUAAACCGUGCACCACUCAUGAUUAUUUAUUGUAUGCAAACACUACUUGAUUGUGUAUCAUUACCUGCAUACCAAGCUCACUAUUUUUGUUCAUCAACCAAUUCAUUAUUCAAACCAUCUUGUCUUCUCCAUUUAGAAUGAUU